GGCUCCGGCGCCGGGGGCUCGGGCUCGGCUCGAGAGGGCUGGCUCUUCAAAUGGACCAAUUACAUCAAAGGCUACCAGCGGCGGUGGUUCGUGCUGAGCAACGGGCUGCUGAGCUAUUACAGGUCAAAGGCAGAAAUGAGACAUACCUGCCGGGGUACCAUUAACCUGGCCACAGCCAACAUCACUGUGGAGGACUCCUGCAACUUUAUCAUUUCCAAUGGGGGUGCCCAGACCUACCACCUCAAGGCUAGCUCAGAAGUAGAGAGGCAGCGCUGGGUGACAGCCCUAGAACUGGCUAAGGCCAAGGCUGUGAAGAUGCUGGCAGAGUCAGAUGAAUCUGGAGAUGAAGAGUCUGUCUCACAAACUGACAAGACUGAACUGCAGAACACCCUCCGAACCCUCUCCAGCAAAGUGGAGGACCUGAGCACAUGUAAUGACUUGAUAGCUAAGCACGGCACUGCCCUGCAGCGCUCCCUCAGUGAGCUAGAGUCCCUGAAGCUGCCUGCUGAGAGCAACGAGAAGAUCAAACAGGUCAACGAACGAGCUACGCUCUUUAGGAUAACAUCCAAUGCCAUGAUCAACGCCUGCAGAGAUUUCCUCAUGUUAGCCCAGACCCAUAGUAAAAAGUGGCAGAAGUCACUACAGUAUGAAAGAGACCAGCGAAUCCGCCUGGAAGAGACGCUGGAGCAGCUGGCAAAGCAGCACAAUCACCUGGAGAGGGCCUUCCGGGGGGCCACAGUGCUGCCAGCCAACACGCCAGGCAGUGCUGGUUCUGGUAAAGAUCAGUGCUGCUCUGGCAAAGGGGACAUGAGUGAUGAGGAUGAUGAGAAUGAAUUUUUUGAUGCACCAGAGAUCAUCACCAUGCCUGAAAAUUUGGGCCACAAACGUACUGGUAGUAAUAUCAGUGGGGCCAGCAGUGACAUCAGCCUUGAUGAACAGUACAAGCAUCAGCUGGAGGAGACUAAGAAGGAGAAAAGAACCAGGAUACCAUAUAAGCCAAACUAUAGCCUCAAUUUAUGGAGCAUCAUGAAGAACUGCAUUGGAAAAGAACUCUCCAAGAUUCCGAUGCCGGUUAACUUUAAUGAGCCUUUGUCCAUGCUUCAGCGCCUUACUGAAGAUCUGGAAUACCAUGAGCUGUUAGACCGGGCUGCAAAAUGUGAGAACUCUUUGGAACAGCUCUGUUAUGUUGCAGCUUUCACAGUGUCCUCCUAUUCCACUACUGUCUUCCGAACCAGCAAGCCAUUCAACCCACUCCUUGGGGAGACCUUUGAGCUGGACCGGCUAGAGGAGAAUGGGUAUCGAUCCCUCUGUGAGCAGGUGAGUCAUCACCCCCCUGCUGCGGCACACCAUGCUGAAUCCAAAAAUGGCUGGACAUUGCGUCAGGAAAUCAAAAUCACCAGCAAGUUUCGAGGCAAAUACCUCUCCAUUAUGCCCCUAGGUACCAUCCACUGUAUUUUCCAUGCAACUGGGCACCAUUACACUUGGAAAAAAGUUACCACAACAGUGCACAACAUUAUUGUGGGCAAAUUGUGGAUAGAUCAGUCUGGUGAAAUUGAUAUUGUAAAUCAUAAGACAGGAGACAAGUGCAACCUUAAGUUUGUUCCUUACAGCUACUUCUCUAGGGAUGUAGCAAGAAAGGUGACAGGAGAAGUGACAGACCCAUCAGGAAGAGUUCACUUUGCCCUUCUGGGGACAUGGGAUGAGAAAAUGGAUUGUUUCAAAGUCCAGCAGGCCUCUGGGGAAAAUGGUGGAGAUGCCCGACAGAGAGGUCACGAAGCAGAAGAAAGCAGGGUCAUUCUGUGGAAGAGGAAUCCCUUACCGAAGAAUGCUGAGAACAUGUACUACUUCUCAGAACUUGCUCUUACUCUCAAUGCCUGGGAAGGGGGCACUGCACCUACGGACAGCCGGUUACGGCCUGACCAGAGACUGAUGGAAAAUGGGCGCUGGGAUGAAGCCAAUGCUGAGAAGCAGCGCCUAGAGGAGAAACAGAGACUUUCCAGGAAGAAGAGAGAGGCAGAAGCCAUGAAGGCCACAGAAGACGGCACACCAUACGACCCAUAUAAGGCACUGUGGUUUGAGCGGAAGAAGGACCCUGUUACCAAGGAGUUAACCCAUAUUUAUAGGGGCGAAUACUGGGAGUGUAAAGAAAAACAGGACUGGAACUCAUGCCCAGAUAUUUUCUGAAGUGGCUGUAACUCAAAGGAAGCGGCUGGAUUGGAGAAGAGGACAGAGGAUGUGGGAAAGCUGGAGUUGGGACUCUGAGCAAGUGCUUUCCUCAAGUCUGUCUUAACCAAUCACUUUUUCCAAAUCAAUCACCAGAAGCAGACACCGGUGGUGGUGAUUGGCUGGUUGCCUUAGCUGAUUGAUGCUGAAAUCGACAUACUAGAUACCUAUUUGUAAGGGACAGGCGUGGCUGAAGCACUAGUGUUGUUCUACAUCUGCAAAGUCAAGUGUUCUUGGCUCUUCUUCUCCCUCUGCCCCAUGUAAGAUGAUGUCACUCACCCUCCCCUUACAGUAUCCUGCUCAGCCAAGAUCUGCAUAAGAUUGUGAUUCAUGAGCAUUUUGGUGCUGUUCAGAGCAAGAACUGAUUUUAAAGUUCCUUUAAAAAGAAACACAUAAGACUUCUCCAGCAGAGGCAUGCAUGGUUGCGGUGGAGCUUAGGUCUAACAUUACGAAAUGUGCCCACACAUAGGGAUUGGCUUAGUGGUACAUAUGUUGGUGUAGAAAACAGGUAGUGGAACAUCUGCAAGAGAGAUUGUUCUGUAGGGCUGGAGUAUUCAGAAUUACAUUCUUGGGAAUUUUAUCUUCACUUGCCUAUAAGACCCUUCUGUUCUCUGUCUUCUUUGACAGCAACCAGAGGCCACAUGAUUGGUAAGAGGGUCACGUUAUCCUCGUGAAGGGGUUUUGUGGACUUCCUCAGGCAGAGAACCUCGGAGAAUGCAGGCAGGGUGGACAACGACUGCUAGCCAGUGUACCUUCUCUAACCCUCCUCACCCCCGCCCUUCAUUGCCUUUCUGGCUUCUCUCCUCACAAUACCAGUUUGAGUUUGUGCCCCAGUCUAGAGCAAACCAUGCCUGUCCCAUUCUGGUAUACUUCAGAAUCUGAGAGAAGUUUCUCUGGAGUAAAAAUUUUCACCAUCUCUCAAGCCCCAUGGACUGGAGCCACCUCUGGAAAAAAUGUAUUAAAUAAUCUGUAUAUUAUAUAUAUAGAGAGAGAAAGAGAAAAAUCUAAUUUUUUGUUUGAUUUUCCUCCUUCCCAUGAAGAAUCUUGGUUUUUGAUAUCACCUGUCUCCCUGGGACUCUCUUGGACACUUUGUUAAUGUGGAUUGGCACUCCUCCGCUUUUCAUCUUUGAGGGACAUUUGAACCCCACGCAGGACCACAUCUUGAAGUUACUGAACAGGGACUCUAGGUCCAGGGUUUGUCAUGGGAUGCCCACUGCUGCCUCAGCUCUGCUUUCCUAAUUACCCAGCUCUUGAAAAUGAAACCCUAAUCUUCUUGCCUCUUUUCUUUCAUUAGGAAGAAAGAAUGGGUAGAAAGUCAGGAGGGCAAUUUCCAGCUGGCUUCUGCCUCUGGCCAGCACACAGGCUAAAUCCCAAAAGAAGUUUCUGGCUCAAAGCACGAGUAUCAUAUAGGGGCUAUUCCUGUUGGGCCCUGGCUUCCUUCUUCCUUUGUUCUAUAUUUUAGUUUCUUAUUCAGAAAUCCAUCCCUGUGCAGCCCACCUUUGGUUGAGGAUCACAAAUUGAGGUGCCUUCCUUAUAUGCUUUUUGUUCAUGUUUCUGUUUUUGUUCCUUAACUGCUGAGCCUCAGCCACGUGGGUCCUGGGGGAAAAUAUCAUUCCAGAGGAAGCCAUCCCGCCAGGGAAAUUGGAUUUUACUGGGUAAAUUUGUACUUUAGUCCCUCCCUACCAUCUCCCCCUUCCCAUCCCUGAUAAACAUGAGAGAGGGGCAGGUGCUGGUGAACUUCCUGGUAAGAACCCUUUCCCCAACACAAGGGUUACACCUGGGAGCCCCAUAAAAUGGAGGCCCUCCUUCUGGGGCAUGGCUAGAAUGGGAAUUUCUCAACAAAGCAGAAACUCCUUGCUUCAGCCCCUCUUCCUGUCUAUCUGCACUACAUCUCUAGCUCGAUCCCCAGACUCCUGCUAAUGGAAGACACAAUACAAAUCCUAAAAGCAGAUUAAAGUCACAUGAAGAUGAAACAAUAUAUAUAUUUUGAGUUUUUUUGCCUUAUUGCUUUUUUUCCAGAAAAACCAAAAAACAAAAAACUACUAAAUUAAAUAAUUUU
Molecule: messenger RNA, 4282 nt
Organism: Nannospalax galili (Upper Galilee mountains blind mole rat)
Lineage: Eukaryota; Metazoa; Chordata; Mammalia; Rodentia; Spalacidae
Gene: Osbp
Product: oxysterol binding protein
Exons: 14
Coding region: 136-2184 (682 amino acids)
Cellular component (GO): cytosol; intracellular membrane-bounded organelle; membrane
Molecular function (GO): sterol binding
Source: RefSeq, a predicted model, not a curated record